AGGAGAAACCGUCAUUUCCAGAGUGUAAGACUGUCAGUUCAGCAGCUACCUCAGCAGCCACUCACUGCACAGAUUCCCCCUGCCCAGGCCUUCCCCACAGAAAGGUCAGGAAGUAUUAAGGAAGACAUGGUGGAGAUGAUGCUGCUGCAGACGGCACAGAUGCACCAGGUCAUCAUGCAAAGCCUGAUGCUCCAAGCCCUGCCCCCAUCGGCGAUGGCACCCUCCCAGGGACCGCAGGCCACACCCCAGAACCCCACCCUGCAGGUAGGCUCAGCCUGGAGCAGACACCAGGCAAAGGAGGCCACCCAAGUCAACACCCCAGUACCUGGGCGGCUUCUCUUCUGGAAUCUGUGCAUGUGUGUAACUCUGCAAAGCACAGUUUGGGCUCUGGGGGUCUGUGAUGAGCUGAAGCCUCCCAGUGCACCCGUUCCCCCAGAUGAGGACGGGGUCGUGCAGUCUGGGGUCCAGAAACCUGCCACCUUGGGCCAGGCUGUCCCAACGCUCCCGUCCCCUCCGGCUCCGGCCCCGCCCACCCGGUCUCCGGCUCCGCCCACUCCGGGCUCCCGUCCCGCCCCUAGUCCCGAACCAGGCGGAGGGACAGGCCAGCCGCAGCGCCUUGUCGCGUUGAAAUGGGCCGCUGUGUGUGCCGAUCUCCCGCAGCGGGCUCACGCCGCCGUCCCGCGAGCUGAGAAGCGGAAGCCGCCGUCCGUGCACCACCACCAUCACCACCCCGCGCCCGCAGCCCCGCUGCAGGCCGUCCCUGCGCCCGGCUCACCUGCGCCUUUCUCCGUGUGGUCCCCGGUGGUCCCGGCCACCGCCCUCCCGCCGGCCGCCAGCUUCCUGCCCACCGUGCGCCACGUGACCGGCCCUCCAGCCGCUGCCCUGAGCGCGGUGGCAUCCGACGGCGUCCUGCCCGCUCAGGUUCCGGGCCUGUGAGCCCCACGAUGGCCGGCCGCUCCUUGUCCUCCCAGCAGAGGCGCCCCGGAAAACCAGGCGGAAGCCCGGCAGUCGUCCCUGGCGGGGGACUCGGAGGGUCUUAAGGAAACGGGGAUUUCGUUAGGAAAGAUGCCCUGGAGCCACAGAAGGAAAGAUCCAUAGAUUUAGCCACAUAAGAAUAUAAACCUUCCUGCGGGAAAAGUACCCUAACCAGUCAAAUAGACUGAACACUGGGAUAUCUGCUGUCCACACGGGUGGCAGUGCUGAGGGGCAGAAGGAGCAGCUGCAGAGCGUGAGCUGAUGUCCGGUGAGGAAAGCGCUGCUGUGUGGCUGGACCCACACGCCAGCCCGUCUGCUCUGGAGAUGAACCGGCAGAAACUGCACACGGCCACCAGACUCUGUUCCGUUUGCUCUUCUGCUUCUCUUGGAAGUACCAAAAUGAAUACGUCACCUUUACUCUCUUUGGUACGUUCUUUUCUUGGUGGAUUUAUGUCCUCUUGCUGUUUUAGUACUGUCUUCAUGUAAGUGUCAUUUAAGUAUCAUGACUGUUUUCAUGGCCCCUUUGGGGCAACCGAUCUGGUUCCGUACAAGUAGGAGCCCUGUCUUUGCAUCCAUGGACCGUCGCGGGUUCUCCCGAAGGCUUGUAAGAGGAAGCCGGGCGCCCUUCGAGCUGCCUUCUCACUGCACACAGACUCCCUCCGGGCUGCCCAGGCGGUCCGUGCCCACCGGUGGGCUGGGCCACGUCUCUCGAUGAACAAAAGUCUGACCUGAUUCCUUAUUUUCACAUUAACUUUUUCUGAUAUGGUUUUCUCUUUGGCUUUAUUUAUCAACAUUAUGAAAACUCCGCUCAGUGCACCUUCUGUGUAGGAAAAUCCCAGCUCUUCCCUUGCGUGUUUCUUCCCCGUGAAUGUCCUUCACUCUCACAAGGACACUUCCCUUGUGGGGAGGCUGCUGCUCCCCACAACCACAGGCGGGUCUCCAACUCCUGCCGGUUCCUACAGCUCAAUCAAGUCCUGACACCGUCUACCCCCGGAGUGUGGCGGGUCCCACAGGUGUGGGCUCAGUCCCACAAUCGGCCCUGUCCCCUCACUUGUGAUGCCAAUCACAAGUCCACAUGGUCACCUGUGCUUCUGACCCGCCGGCUCUAGACCAGAGGUCCCCAUGAGCCCUCCUCGGUUCCUUUACCUGGAACAGCACACAGAGCUCAGGGAUACCCUGA
Messenger RNA from Rhinolophus ferrumequinum (greater horseshoe bat), 2155 nucleotides. RefSeq names its product chromosome 2 C21orf58 homolog (gene C2H21orf58). The record is from RefSeq and is a predicted model, not a curated record. Lineage: Eukaryota; Metazoa; Chordata; Mammalia; Chiroptera; Rhinolophidae.